Molecule: messenger RNA, 6213 nt
Organism: Copidosoma floridanum
Lineage: Eukaryota; Metazoa; Arthropoda; Insecta; Hymenoptera; Encyrtidae
Gene: tay
Product: tay bridge kinase
Source: RefSeq, a predicted model, not a curated record
ACCACCACCAGCAUCCGUUCUUUUAUCACCAGCUGCAGCAGCAGCAGUACCAUUAUCAACAACAACAGCAGCUAAAGGGACUCGGCUGCUCAGUUCAAACAGCCCCGACCCCAACCACCACCACAACAGCAACAGCAACAACAGCAACAACAACAACAACAACAACCCCAAGCCCAGGAGCGCCAACAGGAACAGGUGAAGCGCCGGCGGCGGCGGCGGCCUCGAGCCCCGCAGGCCUGCCAGCAGCAACAGUAGGAGCGGCGGUGGCGGCGGCGGUGACGACUGCAGCUGCCGCCUGCCCCCCGAAUCGCAGCAGCAGCAGCAGCAUGGAGAUCGAGGCCAAACAGCGUAGCCAGCGCAACCGGCGCCGCGAGCGGGCCCAACGCAUGCACGCGCAACGCGAGGCCAAGCACCACCUGCAACAGCGACACAAUUUGCACCACCACCGGGAUCCCACGGCUGCUGUUGCUGGUGGUGGUGGUGGUGCUGUCACUGCCGUGGGGGGAGGCGUCGGGGCGGAGGAUAGCCACAGUGGCGACGACGACGAGAGACCGUCGGCCGAUGGCAAUCGCAAGCCCAGGCCGGCCGAUCGUGGCGCUCGCUCGAGGCCACCCCGGCUGAAAGCCAAGAGGAAGGCAGCCGCCGCGGCCGCUGCUGCUGCUGCUGCGGCAACGGCGGCCAGCAAGGAGGCGGCGAUCAAAGAGUCGAAGGAGCCGAUCUUCGAGGAGGACAUCAUCGACGGCUUCGCCAUACUUGCCUUUCGCACCUACGAGGAGCUCGAGAGCGCGAUAAAAUUAGCCGGCAAAAAUAACUUCAAGAAGCUGCACUCGCUACUGUCGCUGGCGGACGAGAAGCCAAAGGUGGACACCGGACAGAAUAACCGGCAUAACGAGCACCGCAUUAAGAACCACUUUAAGCACAACCAUUACGGCACGCAUAAUUCCAUACUGACACCCUCGACGCUCAACCAGGGCCUCGAUGCGGGCACGAGCGACGACAGCGGAAGAGCUUCCGAGCAGUUGCACGGCUCUGGCGUCCCGAGAGACAGCCAGGACGCCGACAGUUCCAGGGACCAUCUUAGCGAUGCUAGCAGUCAUUGCAGUUCGGGUAAAGGUUAUAUCUGUGAUAGUGAAGGAGAAGACGAUAAGAACUCGGAUGCGGAAUCGAUACUCUUUGAAUCUUCUACCCCACCACCUCUUGCACGUAAAUACGAGUUGCCAUCUUCUUCACCGCACGUGCUGCCUCCGGCGAACGGGGCGGGCGGAUCGCCACCAGAUACCGGCGGCCAGAUCUCGAACCCGGCGACUGAUGCCCCGGCGCCGAUUCCUCCGCCUGUGCCUGCCAGCGCGCCCGUGCCGACGGCGCCCAGUCCUCCAAGCCCCACGUUACCUCCGCACAUAUCCCAGCCAACCAUGACUAGUCCGCUAGCAGCAAACCCACGUGCAAUACCCCCACAGCAGCGGCCGGUCUCGCCGGCACUGCCGCCACCUUCGCUCUGCCAGCAGCAGCAACAACAACAACAGCAGCAGCAACAACAUCAGCAACAACAACAACAACAACAGCAACAACAACAACAACAACAACAACAACAGCAACAACAGUUGGUACAAGCGCAGCCACAACAGCAGCAGCAGCCACAGCUACAGCAGCAUCAGCAACAACAACAACAACAGCAGCAACAACAACAACAACAACAACAACAACAACAACAUCAGGCACCACAACAGCAACAGCCACAGCCUAUACAGCAGCAGCAGCCUGCCCUGCCGCAGCCUCAGCAGCCGGCUCACGCGGCCGCCUCGAUACCGGGUCUCCAUCCGCCCACGAAUGUGCCGCUUGUGCCGCCCUCGUCGCACACGACCUCCCCAGCUGUGGCCAGUCUCGGGGUCGCACCGGCCGCGCCCUCGAACGGUGCCGCGACGACGAGUUACCCACCGCCCCUGCCGAUGGCCGCCUAUCCCCAGACCCAGCCGUCCUAUCCGCCCCUUUACACGCCCUACACGGCUCUCAACCACAGUCCGUACCUGCCGCCCGCCGUGCCCUCGCCCUCGCACUCGGCCUCGUCGCGUACCGAUAUCCGAAGUAGCAGAGCAUCCCCUAGUACAAACUUGAGCAUUAAGUCGACGAUAAGCAACGUUGUGCCGAAUAAUUACAGCGUAAGCAACAACAUUAGUAGUAUGGCGCCGCUGAGCGUGGCCGUGACGACGUCGUGCGCCUCGACGGUGACGAACACGGUCACGACGGCCAGUCCGAUGACGCACAGGGACAUUGUGUCCAGCAGUCUGGCCGGCAGCCGGAACACCAACAAUUCGCCCAGAGGACACAGUCCGAACCGAGAGCGGGAGAGUUACAGCAGUAACGUGAGUACUCUCAGUAGAAGCAGCAUAACACCGGUCAGCGCGCCAAACACUUCCUCCCCGGCCAAUUCUAGUCUACCUGCGUACACAAAGGCUCAAGGAUGGAUUGGGCGAAAAUUGCUCACGCGAAAUUGCGCUUACAGCAACUCGGCGUCGCCGGCAACCUCAGUGCCACGACCGACGCCGCCACCGGUGCAACCGCCGCUAGGGCUACACACGUAUCCACCGCCAAUGUUCGCUGCGCCGCUGCCACCGCCGGUCUCGAGUGCGAGUCCGCACACUUCCCUGCCUUCGCUUCCACCGCCCACCAGCAAUCCGAAUCCCUUCUCUGCCGAGUCGUUGUUCCAGACUAGCAAAUCGAAAAUAGGGGUGAGCCACGUACAAGGCCAGACAGAUCUGUUGCGUCGCGAGUUGGACAAUCGGUUUCUUCAGUCGCACGAUCGGUCGGUGAACAGUUUAGGCCCGUCACCGUAUCUGACUCGGACCGAAACUCAUCAACACCACCAUCAGCACAUGCACGUUCACCAACACUCGUCGUCCCUCAUACCGCCACCGCCGGCGUCGUCGCUCUUUCCACCACCGAUUUUCAAGGACAUUCCAAAGCUGGGUGGAGUGGAUUCCUCAUUUUUUCGGGGGAAUCUCAAUCUCGGCAACUAUUCCGGUUUUAGUGCUGGCCUUCUUCAUCCUGGCCUUGGACCACCUACGACGUCUUUCGUAUCACCGGGUCACGUACCGUCAUACGUACCAGCGAAAACUGGUAAAUGGAACGCGAUGCACGUUCGGAUAGCUUGGGAAAUUUACCAUCACCAGCAAAAGCAGCAAGCGGAAGCGAAAGCUGGCGGUAGCACAAAAACAGAGCUGCUUCGACCGCCGGGUCACUUAUUCCAAUCAGGACCAGCUGGUGCUCUUGGUAUGGGGGCAGCGCAACUGGCACCUCCGUUUUCUACGGCGCUACCAACCCAUCCCCCCGGGCCUCCAGUAUCGCACACAGUCGGAUUCCUUACUGCACCGUCUUCGCACUUGGGUACGUCUGGAUUACAAUUCGCGAGGUAUCCACCGACGUUUACUGCAGCAGGCACUUUUCCGGGUCUUUCAGGCUUUCCACCUUCCGGAAUUUCAGGGAGAGACAUACCUCUCGCUGGAAUUGGCUCGGUUCAUGAUCCCUGGAGAGGAUUACAACGGGCGCCAGGCCCCUUUCCACCAACGACGGUUGGCUGGAGCUUGAAACCAGAGGCGCCGAGCAUUGACGCGAGGCGAGCAGCCGAGUUGGAGGAGAGAGAACGCGAACGUGAACGCGAGCGAGAACGCGAGCGCGAAAGGGAGCGAGAACGGGAGCGCGAAAGGGAGCGAGAACGUGAACGUAUCAAGAAAGAACGAGAACGCGAAAGAGAAGAGCAGCGCGAACGAGAGCGCAGGGAACGCGAGAAAGAAGAGAAACGAAAGCAGCAGGAGGCGGCCGAGAGAGAACGAGAGAGGCGAGAACGGGAGCGUAGGGAGAUGGAAAGGCGAGAACUCGAACGCGAAAGACUCCUGCAGCAGCACCAUCAGCAACAGCAACAGCUUCAGCAACAUCAAAGGCAGCAGCAGCAGCAGCACAUGGUCGUCAGAGAUCGAUCGCCUUUAAGAAAUGGGGCCAACCAGCUCGAUCCUUCGCAAAUGGUUAGAGUGAAAGAAGAACCGAGGUCUAAGGAUGAUGAUGUCGUGAUGCUAUCCAGGGGACCACCUCAGCCUGGACCUCAAGUCAACACUAUGCCAGAUCCCAGAGAAAAGUUCGAUUUGCGCAAUGAACGCGCUAUGGAUCUACAAAACAGUUUACAUGAGACUGAAAAAUGGAUAAGGUAUCACCACGCGCAUCCGCACGCUUACCUCACACAAGGCCGGCAUCCGCAUAGCGUCCCGGCACCACACACGAUGGCCCGAGGCAUGGCUGGUCUACCCCCGCUCCCGCAUCCAAUGCAGCAUUUCGCGCCUCCGCCUCCACCUCCGUCGGCAAGUGCAGGCCAGACGACUGCACCCGGAGCACCUCCGCCGGGUUGGCCAGCAGACGCGUUCAGGGACCCAUACCGAUACGAUCCUCUGCAACAGUUGCGCUACAACCCUCUAAUGGCUGCUGCCUACAGGGCCGAGGAGGAGGAGCGCGCCAAGAUGUACGCUGCAUCCUAUCCACCACCUUCCAUGGCUUCGGCCGUGGCAGCAGGUCUUAGGGCAAAGGAUCCGAGUCCAGGGCCUCUGAGCAACCUGCAUAUGCAUCACAGGGCCGGCCCGGGACCUGGCGCUCCACCUGGCUCCGUAGCAGCUAACCAGGGCCCGCCACCGCCUGCUCCGCCGCAAGUCAGGCCGAUCGAAACAAUGGUGCACAGUGCUGCGGAUCUGCACAAAAAAGAGGACGUCUCGCAGCCGCGAUGAUGCUGACCGAGAAGUAACGUGACGAAGCCCUAGCGGGCUGCGCUUUUUUGUACAUAGGUGGACUACUACUACUAAUUCUAUCGCUACUAAUAUUAUUACUACCACCACUAUAACUACUAAUACUACUGCUACUCUGACUUGUGUCGCCGAGAUUACAUUAUGUGUGCAUCAGGGAGAGCUAGCUGGCGCAAGUGUCGGAAUUACUAAUUAUUUCGUCCCUCGUGGAUCUAUCUAGAUUCACGUGGGUGAUUUUUUUUUUUUUGUUUCUCUUGUGUUUGAUGUUUUGAAUGUCCGUCGCGCUAAAACGAAAAAUUAACGUGGUACAAUAAUUUGUUCGUUCAAGCCCGAGACUGAGAGAAAUUAUUCACUUAAAGUGUUCCUUGUUUGUGUUGCUUUUGGCAAUCGCGCGAAAUAAGUCGCAUUUCGAUAACAAUUUUCUUUUACGUCAUACUGCGGCUCUGAAUUUAUUUAUCAAUGUCGACAGUGAUUUUUUGAAUAUUGAACUUUAAUUCGAUUGAAAAAAUAAUGUGAUGUGGUUCAUUGCAAGUGCUUUCUUUUUAAAUAUACUGAUUUAUAGUGCUUCAGAAAUAAGAAUACUCGGGAUACUAUUCUGGAUCGAAUUCAAGUUUCAAUUCAAAAAGGUGCUAAUUUUUUAGCUAAAUUUUUUUUUUAAUCUAGAAAACAGUGAUGUAUUUUUUUUUACAUCAAGAAUACGAUUAGCGAAUCUGUGAUGUAAAAAUGUAAUAUCUCGCUGUUGUGGUUUACUGCAUUUUUUAUGUACAACAUGAUGCAGUACGCAUAAAAAUUGUUUAAGAAUAUUUAAUUUGAGCAAGUGUUUUACAAUAUAGCUGAAAUUCCUUUACACUGCUUAAAAAAACAAUUUGCCAAAAGAAUAUACUAAUUAAAAGAGAACAUCAAGUAUUCUCGCAUUUACAAACGGUAUUGUAAUUUUUAGAAUCAAAUUAACUUAUUUCAAGGAAAAGAAUCUUGUAAAUGUAAAAAUUAGGAGCGAAACUAGAUGUCUAUUGUUCUUGAUUUAUACAUAUUUAUAUAUUUUAUUUCGAAACUUUCCAAUUCAAAUGCAAAAACCUCACCAGGUAAAGUAAAAGAUGGUAAAUCUUGACUGAAUUUUAUUGUUGUAUAGACGAUCCUUUUUCGUUACACUCAAUGAACUUGGCAAAAAGGUAUAAAUUAAUUACUAAUUGUAAGUAGAAAAUAGUAAUUGUACAUAUAUUAACUAGGUAAUUUUACAUGAACUUGUAAAAAUAUUUUUCGAUGUAAAAGUUCAUUUUAUAUAUUAUAAAGCGGAAUAUAGUUUGACACGUGGAGUUUAUCUUUAUUGAUACUCUAUGUGUUUGAGCUGCAAAGUGAUAUGUUAGCUUUAUUUGAGUUCUGUUUAUAUAAAAUUAUUGAACAAAAUAAAAAAAAUGAAGUAUCUGAUUGACUAAAA